Messenger RNA from Musa acuminata subsp. malaccensis (wild Malaysian banana), 821 nucleotides. Its product is annotated as nascent polypeptide-associated complex subunit beta. The record is from RefSeq and is a predicted model, not a curated record. Gene Ontology annotation, cellular component: nascent polypeptide-associated complex; cytosol. Lineage: Eukaryota; Viridiplantae; Streptophyta; Magnoliopsida; Zingiberales; Musaceae.
AUUCCUCGAAGCGAAAGCUGCGGCGUCGGUGUUCUCCUCCUCGCCCUCCCCCUCUUUCUUCCUUCGCGUAAUUCCCUCUCCCCGUUGCAAAGAUGAAUGUGGAGAAGCUUAUGAAGAUGGCUGGUGCUGUUCGCACUGGUGGAAAGGGCAGUAUGCGCAGGAAGAAGAAGGCAGUUCACAAGACUACAACAACAGAUGACAAAAGGCUGCAGAGCACACUGAAAAGAAUAGGCGUUAAUGUCAUUCCUGCUAUAGAAGAAGUGAAUAUUUUUAAGGAUGAUCUCGUUAUUCAGUUCGUUAAUCCGAAGGUCCAAGCUUCCAUUGCAGCCAAUACAUGGGUUGUCAGUGGCUCUCCUCAGACAAAAAAACUUCAGGAUGUGCUACCUGGGAUCAUUAACCAACUUGGCCCUGAUAACUUAGAGAACCUGAAGAGGCUUGCAGAACACUUGCAGAAACAUGCACCUGGCACUGGUGCCGCUGCCAAACAGGAUAAUGAUAAUGAUGAUGAUGAUGAUGUCCCAGAACUGGUGCCUGGGGAGACAUUUGAAGCAGCUGCGGACGAAAAUCAAGCUUCAUAGAGAAUAUAUUCACCCAGAUAAAUUCUGGCUCCUUUCACGCUGUUGUUUUCUCAUUUUGGAUCAUCUGGAUGGAAGUAGAUUGUGCCAUUUAUGUUAAGUGGAGUACGAAAAAAGCAAAUCGUCAUUCGUUGCUUCAAUAGAAUGAUGGACAAAUACUUAUUUUUGGAUUGCACGCAUGAUAUGCACCUGGGCCAGUUUAUGAAUUGCCCAGAGGCAUUAUAAACCUGUCUUAUUGAUUACCAA